GAUGCUCUAAAAGCCCAAAACUUCAUUGUCGGCCAGUGGCAGCUCCCAAGGCUUCAGUCAAGAAGAGGUCAAUAAACCAGGCUUCCAAGGCUCUUCACCAACCCUCACUGUGCCAUAGCUAAAGCUCCUCACUUGCGCCAUUCGCGGAGCAAAGCUACUUAAAGUUGGACAUUCCAUAUUCAAUUUGAAGAGGUAGAAGCAGUACUUGUUAAGAGUAAGACUAUGGGUAGUCAGAGAAUAGGAGAAGAAGAUGAUAAACAAUCAAGAUCUCUGGGGAUGCAAGAGACAAGCCCAUUUAAUAGUACAAGUUGGGUGGGGAAGAUUCAAGCGCAGUACAACAAGAUAAAAGAGAAUGCAGAAACUUACCCUUAUGUCUGGGGUUCAUAUAUUGCUGUGUACGGGGGUUUUGGCGUAUGGCUUGUCUAUAGAGGGAUGAAACUCCGCAGAAAAGAAGAUAGGGUCCGAGCUCUUCAAGAGCAACUCCGCAAGCUCGUUGAGUCUGAAGAGCAUGGAAGUUUGUCAGCUGCUACUGGCUCUAACAGUAAGCACUCACCACAUGAUAAACCCACUGAUUAAAUUAUCUCGCUGAUCUGUAUUCUCUCUGUCUAUUCUUUAUGGCCUUUGCCUGACAUUUUGGAAGAGAUUCUUCACAUUGAAAUGUAAAGAACUAAAGCCCAGCUAAAUCUUCUUAUUCCCACAUGUAUACUUAUUUGGGACUUGGGAGAGUAAGUAUACAUGAAAAUUGGGAUUUUUGAUCAUCUGCACAAAACAUCAUGGUUAUUUUUGUAAAACAGAUACAAAGAAAGUAGACUUACAUCACCAUUAUAUUCCUGAACUUGACGAGUAUUGAAUACUCUGUUUUUUGGUUUCAUGUGUGAGCGCCCUCGUGUAUAAAAUUUAUGCGCAAUGGCCAUUCUUCAUUCAAAAAAUGCGUCAAAC
Molecule: messenger RNA, 939 nt
Organism: Cuscuta epithymum
Lineage: Eukaryota; Viridiplantae; Streptophyta; Magnoliopsida; Solanales; Convolvulaceae
Source: the annotation of a GenBank genome assembly